This is a messenger RNA of Grosmannia clavigera kw1407, 1233 nucleotides long. RefSeq names its product opy2-like protein. The transcript has 2 exons. The coding region runs from base 1 to 1233 and encodes 410 amino acids. The record is from RefSeq and is a predicted model, not a curated record. NCBI's taxonomy places the organism in Eukaryota, Fungi, Ascomycota, Sordariomycetes, Ophiostomatales, Ophiostomataceae.
AUGCCUGCCCAUCCGAUCUACAGAAGCCCGGCUUCCGCACUUCAAGAAGCACAAGCAGCAGAGUGCCCAAGCAGCUACUGUGCUGCCGAUGUUACGUCGACAACGACGGCGAAAUCUGACACCAAGGACAAACCCAAGACUGGCGCCAUCGCUGGCGGGGUGGUUGGUGGUGUCGUUGUAAUCGCCGUGUUGGCCUACUUGGUUUGGAGAUUUUGUGUUAAGCCCAAGAGACAGCAGUAUGCCACGAAGGAACAUGUCGAAGCGAAUGCCGACCAGGUCAACGGGGAUGGCUCAUUCAACACCCGCCGGGCCCAGAGAUCAUCAACACACACAGUGCACUCGAUCGCGUCUACUGUCCUCACUCGAGCGUCGAACAUCAUACAAAUCGCAUAUAUUCCUGGCGUCAUGAACCGGGCAUCGCCGUCGUCUCCUGCAGUUCUUGUUCCGCCAGUUCCACCAAUCCCCAUCGCCAUUUCGGGCGCAUCACAGACAAAUGGCCCUGCCGGACAUGAACAACAUUUCUUCGUGCCUGGCGACUUGCGCGAUUCUACGUACUCCGGCUUCUCCGGAUUUAGCGAUCGGACUUCGUUUGCUCGAACUUCAUAUGCGCCACGGUCUAGCAUUGCCUCAACGAUUUACGGAAAGAAUGCCGUUAUCGUUGCGCCACCACAGACCGGCAUGAGAGCGAAACCAACGGUGGUUAAUCUGAAGUCGCCGAACGGCUUGGCGCCACCCGUCCCGCAUGUUGAUUACGAGAAAUACAACAGCAGCAACAGUAGUCUACGGCCGAGCAGUGCCGCUAACAGCACAUUUAGUGUCGGCUCUACCUUUCUCAGCAACGCCAGCGCAGCGCAACCAGUCCGACCCGUUGUGGUUCGUGUGGGGACUACGCAGAAGAGGUCUCUGUUGAGCCAGAACACGUCGGCAUUCACGGACUCGAGCUCCGUCUCUGACAUUGAUAGUGUCCUGAUUUCCCCAGUCGGCGAGAAAGCGCCAUCUUCCGCCGCUGGCGUUAGUCGUGAGUCGACUGCCAUUACCCUCAUCGAGGACUCUCCGACGCCCGAUCAAGGUCCAUUCUCCGACCCGCCAGCACAUUCCGCUGAUCAAAGAGAAAGCGGGUUCAUCUCCAUAGCCGAGGAAUCCACGAUGCAAGCAUCUCCAAAGGAUGCACCGAGGUCAACGGAGCGCAGAGAAAGUCCUUUCAGUGACGAGCAUGCGACCCAUGACAGCUGA